This is a messenger RNA of Hydatigera taeniaeformis, 3768 nucleotides long. The record is from the annotation of a GenBank genome assembly. NCBI's taxonomy places the organism in Eukaryota, Metazoa, Platyhelminthes, Cestoda, Cyclophyllidea, Taeniidae.
AUGACCUAUCGAGAUGGGGACCUUGUGAAUGUUCCUGUGAGUCUUUUGGUCGAGGGAGAUAUAAUUAACCUACGACCGGGUCAAUCAAUCGGUUGUGACUGCGUUCUAGUGACUGAUGCGCCUGCUCUUGUUCAACCAGAUUCACGUAUGGAACAGCUGCUACUGCAUCUCGGUCGAAUCAGUAGGAUGUGCUUUGUGGACAAAAAGGGAAUAAUAAGUCUUCCAAUCCCUACACCGGAGAAACUCUUCUUCUUUCGUGAACGUCAGAACCGACAUCGUAAGGCAAUGCGCACGCGUUCUCUUGGCCCCAACCCCAUUCCUCCAUCAAACGAAUUUCUUGCGCCUCCGCCUCCCCCUUCCAGCCCUAUCGGUAAAUCUAGAAGUCAGAUUGAAGCACGAAAUAUCACUUCCUAUCGUGCAGCAGAGGGCGGCUUUGGGCGAUCCCAGGGUCGGCGCACCUCCAUUCAGAGCAACACAUGUGUUUCAGAAAUUCUUAACAUAAACUCUUCGCCUGAUUGUCUUUAUAAGCCUCGUUUUGAAUCUCCAAAAUGGGGCAGAUAUUUGGAAUGUCUGAAACCGAUUGGCCUCAACCUCUUACUAAAUAACUGCCAACCCCUCACUCGCGAGCACUAUGCGGCUUUUGGGGGUCAUCUCACACGAAUGACAGCCGCUAAUCGGCAGUGCUUUACAAAAGACGAAUUUCAAAGUGAAGGUGAAGCGGUUGCAGUGGUGAAUAAUAGGUGUCUUUGUGGUCUCGCCUACCACAUGGGCUUCCGAUUUUCCGCGUUGCAGCAUUACUCCUUUGUGACCAGUCUAGGAAUCUAUAAGGCGAUAGAGAAGAGUGGUAACUGUUUUAUUCGACCGAAAUCGGCUGUAUUUAAUAACAGACAAAAAGAAAACCUUCUCUAUUUUCGCAGUCAGGCUCUUCGAAUACAGGAGGCUUACGCUUCAGUACCCAAGGAUAACUCAAAUGAGCCCGUACCUGUGCCGAAUUGCUUCUGUACAAUCUACCGCGAGGCAAUGAGUUGUGGAUAUCACGUGAUGACUCAGGGUUCUGGUGACUUGGUCACAGCUCUGUGCACCAAUUUUUGGAACGGUCGUGAACUUCUACCUCUUACAGACUCAGAGCGCAGCAAAAUGCUCGAUUUCUAUAACCUGAAUGUUUCUACAAGCUACUGUCUGGCCUUCGCCUACAUGCCUCUCUUGCAGUCAACUCCUCUCGUGCAAGACAAUCGACCGAAUGGGGAUUAUGUCGAUCAAGCGCCCCUCCCUGUCCUUAAAUUGCCUGUGAACUUUGAGUUGAGAAGCCGACUGACCGCCCGACCCUCCUCAACAUCCAUGGCGCGCCCUGGUGAAGCACCGUUUGACUCGCUGGAAUCCGUUCAGCAGCAUCCAAAACGGCGGCCUACAAGGAACGCGGCUUUUCCUAACGUCUCAGUUGUUAGCGGUUCGGGAAUGGGACCCCGGAAGGUCAGUAAUAUCGAUAAGAAGCAGAAAUCAAGAUCUAGACUUCCCCGAGUCGCUUUCAGCUGCGGUUCCUUACCCCGCCUCUCCCAUCAAACCAACAGUUCAACAAAUGCAACCUCCGACUUUCCCGUUGACUCAGCCGCCUUGCAAGAUGCGUUUAGCAAGCAAAUCUUCCUCGGGAUGGUAAGUCUCCAGUAUCAGGCGAUGCCUGGCAUUGUGGAGACCAUUCGCAAAUUGAACCAGGCCUGCAUUCGCUUCGUACACUUUUCUCAGGACAACCAGCUGCGCAGUCGGGUGUUCGCGGAGCGUCUGGGUCUGGAGGCGGAUUGGAACUGUCACAUCUCGCUUGCAGAUCCGCCAUCGGAGGUCAGUCGGACGCCUUCACAGGACACCCGCGAUGGCCAUCUUGCCGCUGCUUCAUCUCGAACCUCUACUGGUGCUGGUCUAUUGCGACAACAAAAUGGCUCCCUCGGUUACGGAGGAUUCGCGGUUCUUAAGCAGCCUUAUUCUCUCAGUUCACCAAAUGUGACUCGUUCAUGCGUUUCGUCUAGGGUAAGUAUCCGCAUUCGGACAAGCUUCUCUUCAAUGGAUAGAUCAGUGGUGGCGGAGGCGGCAUCCAGUUCCUCCGCACCCUUGAUCGAGGGUGAAAGUGGCCAAACGACCAAUGGCGACGUCUGGUUUGGUUUUGAUCUGGACACCGAGGUCCAAGAAGGCCGACCUCAAUGGGCGGCUCCAUACGCCAGUGCCGAAGUUUCCAGUACUUCAAUAAACAUCCUUCCUGAAGGCACGAGGAAGUCGCUUUCUUCCGAGGACUCCUUCCUAUCAAGUUCUUCCCCCUCCUCAUCCUCCUCAUCAUCUGAGGUUAAAUCAGUCGAUGGUGAUGUCCAAGAGGAACUGAAAGGCAAUCCACAGCUUGAGGAGGAUGCUUACAACUAUGUUUUUGCUAAUAAAUCAAGAUUGCCUUCGGGCAUCAGGAAUAUUCGGUCGCAUUUGCAGAAUGUUGACAAUGUACCUCUCAAAGUUUCCCUCUUCACCGACUGCACAGCAUCAGCUGUGGACGAGAUGAUGGAAAUAAUGCAGGAGUAUGGUGAGACAAUAUGUGUGGUAGGCAGUUGUCUGUCGAUGUCAAAUGCGGAGCUCUUCUGUCGAGGCGACACUGCGAUUGCCCUCUUCCCCCUCUUGCCACGUGUCUGUGGCCAUGAGCCUACCUCUCCGGCUACGGACGACACGAUAAACUGCUCCGACUUACCCCUCUUGAGUAUCGCAGGACGCCUUGUCGCUCUUGGUGCUGCUCUUACCUCUCGCGCCUCUCUUGCUGACUUCGAUAUUCUUCAGCUCAUCUCGCAGGCUCAUGCCUCAGUCAACAACAUCCACCUAUGUAUAAUCUUCGCCAUUGCCUCCUCCUUCGCCGUGGCACUUUUCUACUUUCUCUCACUCGCCUUUCUGCCAGUCUUUCCAGUGCAGUUUUGCACCACUGACACCACCCAACAGUCAGACGCCUUGAUGUGGCUUCCGCCCGUUCUAUUGGGUGCUACUGGACCAAUGGAAUCGUCCGGCGGUGCUGUUGUGGGCUACAUUGCCAUUGGUGGACAGGUGCUGUGGCUUAUUGUGGUCGUAAUUCCAUGCCUUGCCACUAGCAUUUUCGGCAGAACUGUGGAAAGAAAUCAGCCUCUUCAGCAACCACCUGUGAAACGAAACGAAAUAUUUAGUCGUGAGCGAAUACUUCGGCUUUUGUGGUUGACUACAGCGCGCUUCUUUCCAUCCGUGGUGGUUUGCUGGACCGUAAGCCUUAUUCAAACCUUCAUCACCUGCCCCACACCCAUCGACCAUCGUCUCAUCUGUCUGCCAUAUGACCUUCCCAACUCAGCCUACGCAAACACGUCUUUUGUCAAGCUUCCUGAAUAUGCAGCAGUUCUGCUGAGUGUGAAUGUUUCGGAAGAAAUAUCCUUCUUCCUCCUCGUCAUUUAUCUGGUGCUCAUAUCCUUCAGCUAUGCAAACUCCGGUCAAUGGAUCUACCGCUGGCGGCUUGGUACAAAUCUGCCCUGGUUCAUUUUGGCCGUACUUAUAUUGCUUGUUCACUCAAUUUACCUUGCCAUCGUUCUUCUCCGGAAUGGCGAAAUUCUAACCAACGAGCAUAAUUUCCCUCUACUGGUCACACUGGCUUGUGGUCUCCUCUGGUGCCCGAUCCUACUCCUCGUAAACGAAAUCAUCAAUUGGAAGGAACGCGCGAUCACAAAUGCAGAGGACCGAUUCGCCAAGCUAUUUUUCGAUACCAAACUAGGAAUGUACUCCCCCGUCUAG